AUGAGGGCUACUCCACCACCACUCCGCCGCACCACCGGUUCCAUGUCCCCCGAUGUCUUCCUCCCCAACCUCGAGGCCCGCACGCUCCACCUUCGUGAGCACAGGACUGCCGCCGACGUAUCCACCGUCACACUCUCCUCCGACCUUGACGUCGUCAUUAAGCACGAUCCGUUCGAGCUUACCGUCCACCGCGCUAGGUCGGGCGAUCCCGUGCUCUCCUUCAACUCCCACGGCCUCUUUGACUUCGAGCCGAUGCGGGAGCAAGCCGCCUCCACGCCGCGGGCCCGACGCCGCCGACGUGUUGGUCCGGCUUGUGUUCCUCGCCGCCGCCUACCAACUGCUCAAUGA
This is a messenger RNA of Miscanthus lutarioriparius, 348 nucleotides long. The record is from the annotation of a GenBank genome assembly. Lineage: Eukaryota; Viridiplantae; Streptophyta; Magnoliopsida; Poales; Poaceae.